Molecule: messenger RNA, 798 nt
Organism: Diorhabda sublineata
Lineage: Eukaryota; Metazoa; Arthropoda; Insecta; Coleoptera; Chrysomelidae
Exons: 1
Coding region: 1-798 (265 amino acids)
Source: RefSeq, a predicted model, not a curated record
AUGAGCAGUUUAACAGGUGUGACAUUAGCAAUUUUUUCAUGGCCUUUAACUAUGUUACCAGACUGUAAAGCCUCUAAAGUAGACAAAAAAACUAGUUUCCUGAUAACAUUAGUCAAAUUGAAGACGGGUUUAUCAUUUACUGCAUUGGCAGUAAUUUUCAAUAUUCAUAGAACAACUGCACAUAGGAUAUUUGUGAAACACAUACAGCAGUUAAAUAUUUUGCUACAGAAUUUCAUCGUUUGGCCAUCAAAAUCAACAAUACGUGCAUCUCUACCUGAAUCUUUUAAGCGGCAUUACCCAGAUACGCGUGUGAUAAUUGAUUGUACUGAAGUUUACACUGAAGUACCACCAGAAGUUAAUCAAAAAGUAUUAAUGUAUUCUGAAUAUAAACAUCAUCAUACUGUCAAGUUUAUGGUGGGUUAUGCACCAGAUGGAUUUAUAACUUAUGUUUCCAAAUGUUAUGGUGGCCGUGCUGGUGAUUGCUUCAUUACAAGCGAUUGUGGUUUGGUUGAUUUAAUUGAACCCGGUGACGUUGUUCUUGCUGACAAAGGAUUUCCCCAAAUUAAAACUCAAGUCGAAAACAAAAAUGCUAUUUUUAUUAUGCCUCAUUUUGGCCACAAAGAUCAAUUCACCCCUGAAGAAGUUGACGAAACAUACAACAUUGCUUCUGUGAGGAUACAUAUAGAACGAGUAAAUCAACGAAUUAAGGACUUUAGAAUUCUGUCAAAAGUACCUAAUUCAUUAUUUCUUCAUAUUGAUGAAAUUGUUUUUAUUAUUUGUGCUUUGGUAAAUGUAUAG